Molecule: messenger RNA, 477 nt
Organism: Opisthorchis viverrini
Lineage: Eukaryota; Metazoa; Platyhelminthes; Trematoda; Opisthorchiida; Opisthorchiidae
Exons: 2
Coding region: 1-477 (158 amino acids)
Source: RefSeq, a predicted model, not a curated record
AUGCGAAUUAAAAAAAAGACAAACGACCUACUUUUCGAGAAAUACACUCAUUUGCAAAUCAAUUUGGUUUCCACGGGAGACUCAACUGAAUCUCCCGUUUAUGAUGUUCUACAACUAAAUCUGCUGCACACAGGCCGCCUCAUGUUUCAGUUGGUAGGCGGUCGUAUAACCCCAAGUGAGUUGGUAGACAGCGUUGGAUUUGGCGUCGGCCAACCCAGCCGCGCACAGAUGAUGUCUCCUUGCGUGGUGACGAAAAGUUUGCAAGUCUAUCGUCUAGCAGAACGCACAGAUCAACUGCUAAAUGACCAGCUAAUAAACUCACCCGAUCCACCAGUAUUUGGACACACUGAAACAGAAAUGUACGACGGACUAACCAGUGAAAUUACGUCAGCACAGGAGGACGACUGUUCGAACGAGAGUGAUGUGAAUGUGUAUCCCGCAACCGCCCACAACAAAAUCUACGAAAACAAGCGAUGA